This is a messenger RNA of Prunus armeniaca (apricot), 273 nucleotides long. The record is from the annotation of a GenBank genome assembly. Lineage: Eukaryota; Viridiplantae; Streptophyta; Magnoliopsida; Rosales; Rosaceae.
AUGUUGGUCAAUGGUGUGAAAACACUUCCUUAUGUCGAAUUCCAAAAACCAGCGAGAGGUUCCCCAUUCUUCUUACAGGAGUGGGUUAUGGAUGAGGCUGGGGUGGUCGUUGGGGGGAAGAAAAUACAGAGGGAGGGAGGGAGGGAGGGAGGUAGAGAGAGAGAGAGCACAAUUGUAGCAUGUGCUGCUCACAUGGCUAAAUUUAACAGAAAAUGUAACGAUAGAACUAAAGCGCCGAUUAAUAAAGAAUUGGUGGACCAUUUGAACAAAUAA